AUGGACGACAAAGCAAUGGUACAAACCGAUGAUGAGAGACUCUUAGAUAAUGCCACCGAAUUAUGCCAGGAAAGUGUUGGUAAAUGCAAAAAUAUUAUUUCCGAGGUCUCGGAUGAUUCACUGAAAACUGAAAAUCCUAUUAAUAAUGGCGAACCAGUGAUCAUUAGCAACGGUUCGGUUGAAAAAUUCAACUCAAACGUCGAUGAAGUAGUCAAUGAUUUCCAACAUUUCAACAUUGAUAUGCCCUCAACGUCUGGGUGGGCUAACGCUUCACACAGUAAGAAACAGUCAAAACGUGUCAUAAUGAGUGCGGAAGAAAGUGAUAACGACGAGGUUUCCCUUCAUAUCACUUCCCAAUCGAGUAAUCAUGAUGGCACCUCUCACUAUCGUCCAAGCUCACUUCCUCUUGAAAAAACGAAAAGACGAGUUUUGAAAAUAUCUCCUGAAGAUAUAACUAGUCCUGACAGUCCUAUGAGUGAAGAUGAAAACAAGUUCAUCAGUCCUGAAACUGAUUCUCAGGAUGAACUGGAGAACUCGAUUAUGGUUAUUUUGAAUAAUUCGAAAGAGUCUUCGGAUAUGAUUCCCGAAUUGACGUUCGACGAGGAGCAAGCAGAAUUAAGGAACUGGAAAGCCUGUACCAUUGCAGGUGUGAAAAGGCAAAUAGAUUUAAAA
Molecule: messenger RNA, 672 nt
Organism: Ilex paraguariensis (yerba mate)
Lineage: Eukaryota; Viridiplantae; Streptophyta; Magnoliopsida; Aquifoliales; Aquifoliaceae
Source: the annotation of a GenBank genome assembly